Molecule: messenger RNA, 2961 nt
Organism: Elaeis guineensis (African oil palm)
Lineage: Eukaryota; Viridiplantae; Streptophyta; Magnoliopsida; Arecales; Arecaceae
Source: RefSeq, a predicted model, not a curated record
CCAAGAGGCCCACCAAGCUAUAUGGUCUGGAGAUAACGGGAGAUCAAAUAGGUGCGCUUCUUCCUCUCGGCCUCCGCUCCGCUGCGCACCACUCCCCUAGUGUUGUUAUGCCGUUCAUCGUUUCCUCCGCUCCGAUGGAAGCGGCGGCCGCCUCCUCCUCCCCUCUCUCCGCUUUUUUCUCCCGCCCCGCCUCCCGCCUUCGGCCGCGCGGCUUCCGCUUCCUGGCCCUCUCCCUUCCCUUUUUCGGUGAGCUCCACACGCAGCGCUGCGUUGCCCUGAGACCCCGCUAUCUCCGGUUCUCCGUCGCCGCUCGGAGCUUCGGCGACAAGAUCGUCGCCCGGCCGUCGUCGGAGUUCCGGAAGAAGCAAUCCAGCGGGAGCCGCACCGAGGACGAGAAACUUCGAGCGCUCCGCGAUCUCUUUUCCAGGCCCGGUAUCGGGAUCGACGCUUAUAUAAUCCCCUCUCAGGACGCCCACCAGAGUGAGUUCAUCGCUGAAUGUUUCAUGCGACGAGCCUAUAUAACGGGCUUUACUGGUAGUGCUGGUACUGCUGUAAUAACAAAAGAGAAGGCUGCUCUAUGGACUGAUGGCCGAUAUUUUCUUCAGGCUGAGAAGCAGCUGAGUUGUGAUUGGAAGCUUAUGCGCAGUGGAAAUCUUGGUGUUCCUACAACUACUGAGUGGCUCAAUGAUGUCUUGGCUCCUGGUUGCAGAGUUGGCAUUGAUCCUUUUCUUUUUUCUUCUGAUGCAGCAGAGGAACUGAAAGAGGCAAUUUCCAAGAAGAAUCAUGAAUUGGUUUUUAUAUAUGAUUUUAAUCUUGUUGAUGAGAUCUGGGGAGAAUCAAGACCAAAGCCUCCCAUGAAAUGGACAAGAGUCCAUGAUAUUAAGUAUGCUGGUGUUGAUGUCUCAGCAAAAUUGUCUUCAUUGAGGUCUGAACUUAUGGAAACUGGUUGUACUGCUAUUGUUAUAUCAAUGCUUGAUGAAGUUGCCUGGCUCUUAAAUAUGAGGGGAAAUGAUGUUCCACACUCGCCUGUGUUCUAUUCUUACUUAAUUGUGGAGGUCAACAGUGCUCAACUGUUUAUUGAUAAGGCUAAAGUCACCAUGGAAGUAAUGGAUCACUUGAAAAGUGCUGGCAUAGAAUUGAAACCAUAUGAAUCCAUUCUUUCUGAAAUAGAAAGCAUUUUGGUAGGAACCAAGUGGGUUGCUACUUGCCAGGUCGAACAUUAUACUAUUAUAUUUCAGUUCUCAUCUUCUUGGGAUCUAGUUUUGGCAGCACAAGGAGCAAAACUCUGGUUGGAUACAUCUAGUGUAAAUGCUGCACUUGUUAGCAGAUUCAAAUCUGCUUGUAAUAAACAUCUUGCAAAAUUUGAAAACAAAGCAAGGGACAAAGUUGACUGGGAAACAUCUCCAGAUAUGGCACCAAACAAGCAUCAAGAUGCUCGGAUUGAAGGGCCAUCUGGAUUGUACAAGCCUUCCCCUGUCAUUUUGGCGAAAGCAGUGAAAAAUAAGGCAGAGAUUGACGGGAUGCGCAGUUGUCAUUUCAGAGAUGCAGCUGCUCUGGCAGAGUUUUGGGCUUGGAUGGAAGAGGAAAUUCAUAACAAUGCCGUACCUACAGAAGUAGAAGUGGCUGACAAGCUACUUGAAUUUCGUAAAAAGCAAGCUGGUUUCAUGGACACAAGCUUUGACACUAUUAGUGGUUAUGGUGCCAAUGGUGCUGUAAUACAUUAUAAGCCAGAACCAGAUAGUUGUAGUGUUGUUGAUGACAAGAACCUGUUCCUCUUAGAUAGUGGAGGUCAGUAUGUUGAUGGUACAACUGACAUAACAAGGACAGUACAUUUUGGUGAACCUACACCACAACAAAAAGAGUGCUUCACAAGAGUUCUACAGGGUCAUAUAGCUCUUGACCAGGCAGUAUUCCCUGAGCACACUCCUGGUUUUGUACUGGAUGUACUAGCACGUUCUUCUUUGUGGAAAGUUGGGCUUGAUUACAGACAUGGGACUGGUCAUGGGGUGGGUGCUGCAUUAAAUGUCCAUGAAGGCCCUCAAAGUAUAAGUUUUCGAUAUGGAAAUAUGGCUGCUUUGCAGAAGGGAAUGGUUGUCAGCAAUGAACCUGGCUAUUAUGAAGACAAUUCAUUUGGUAUUCGGAUUGAGAAUCUCCUUCAUGUUAAAGAGGUUAAAUUACCAAAUUGCUUUGGAGGCAUAGGAUAUCUUGGUUUUGAAAAACUUACAUUUGUCCCAAUUCAGAGUAAACUAGUUGACAUAUCCCUGUUAUCUCCUAUGGAGAUCAAUUGGCUCAACGAUUACCAUUCACAAGUUUGGGACAAGGUAUCACCUCUCCUUGAUGGUUCUGCUCGUGAAUGGCUUUGGAAUAACACAAGGCCUCUUCCAGCACGCUAGCUGUCGCUUGUUCCUAUUUGUUGCCUAUGAUAUGAGGUAACUUGCAGAAGAUUCAUUAAGAUUGCUGUAAAAUAUUUUGCACAUUUAUGACACAAGAAAAAAAGAAGGUUUGAAUAUUGUUUGAUUGAACGUCCAAUAGUUUCUUAGCAGCAAGCAGCAAUUCGAAAUUUGUUGUUAAAACUAUAUUGCAGGCAAACACAAGGUAGCAGGGGCCAUAUAAUGGAACACCAGUUCGUGGUUGGGCCAGUUGGAUCAAUCCGUGUUGGUAUUAGACCAAUGGGCUGGAGUGUCUGCUAUUUUCCACGUCGAUUGUGAUCUCUAGUUUCCUUCUUGGAUUUGGCUUGUACCUUCUGAUUGGCUUUAUACUUUGGAGUUCAGGCUACUAUUAAACUCGGUUGGGGGUUAUGGUUGCCUCUGUUAGCAUGAUUGUCGUGGGAAAGUUCGAGGGUAUGUGGGGGGGGCACAUGGAAAGGUUAUGGCCUUUAUUACAAAUCAAGCAUUCCGAGAAGUAUCCUAAAGACAACAAUCUAAUUACACCAAAAACUGAGAAGAAGACCCACUUCCUCUG